GUGGGACUGAGGGUACGGAAAUAAUAUGCACUAUACGAAACUGCGGCAAGCUGUUGUGCAGUGGACUAACUGGAAUAAAAAGGUAUUGAAAACAUUUUCCCAAGAAGCAUGAACAGUCAAAUGGUUGAGCCAUCAAAGGAGAGAACAUUUCAGUACCAGAAUUCUCUCCCUCCGUUGCCAGUACCAUCUCUUGAAGAAUCUUUACAGAAGUAUUUGGAUGCAGUAAAACCUUUCUGCACAGAAGAUGAGUUCCAGAAAACUUCCAAGAUAGUGAAUGACUUUGGUAAAGGAAUUGGAAAAGAACUGCAUCAAAAGCUUCUAAAAAGAGCCAAAACUAGAAGAAAUUGGCUAGAAGAAUGGUGGCUGAACAGUGCAUACCUUGAAGUCCGCAUCCCUUCACAGCUAAAUGUCAAUUUUGGUGGUCCAGGGCCCUACCUUGAACACUAUUGGCCACCACAAGAUGGAACACAGCUGGACAGAGCCUGUAUUUCAGUGUGGUACACUCUGCUGUUCUGGCAACUCCUGAGAACAGAACAGUGGGAAGUGAGCAAAGCAGGCACCAUGCCUUUAGACAUGAAUCAGUUCCAAAUGUUGUACUGCACUUGCAAAAUACCUGGCGUCACAAAGGAUUCUAUUGUCAACUACUUCAAAACAGAGAGUGAAGGAGAUUGCCCUUCCCAUUUAGUAGUGAUGUGCCGAGGACGUAUUUUUACCUUUGAUACUAUGCAUGAGGGACAUCUGCUCAGCCCCCCAGAACUUCGCAGGCAACUUGCAUACAUCCGACAGAGGUGUGACAGUGGGCCCCGUGGAGUAGGAGUUCCUGCCCUGACUACAGAGGAGCGCACUCGAUGGGCAAAGACCCGUGAAUACCUCAUUGAACUUGACCCAAAGAACCUCUCCAUUCUGGAGACUAUUCAAAGUGCCUUAUUUAUUCUUUCUCUGGAUGAUGAGAGUCCAUAUGCCACACCGGAAAAUUAUUCUCAGAUUAUUUCAGCCUGCCUAACCGGUGAUCCAACGAUCCGCUGGGGGGACAAAUCAUACAAUAUGCUUAGUUUUGCGAAUGGUACUUUUGGAUCAAACUGUGAUCAUUCACCAUAUGAUGCUAUGGUUCUUGUAACCAUGUGCCACUACAUAGAUCAAAAUAUAGUAGCAACUGAAGGGAGAUGGAAGGGCUCAGAAGUUAUUCGAAAUAUCGACCAACCAGAAGAGCUUAUCUUCACAGUGGAUCAGAAAGUCCUUUUUGAUAUUGACUUAGCCAAAAAGCAAUAUACUGAGCAGGGUCAAGACCUGCAGAUAGCAUCCUAUGCUUUUACUGAUUUUGGCAAAGCUGCAGUUAAACAGAGGAAGUUUCACCCUGACACGUUUUUCCAGCUGGCAUUACAACUUGCUUAUUACCGGUACCAUGGACAUCCUGGCUGUUGCUAUGAGACUGCAACCACUCGCCGUUUUUACCACGGCCGCACAGAGACAAUGAGACCAUGUACUGUGGAAUCGGUAACCUGGUGCAAAUCGAUGUUAAAUCCAAAUAUCAGUACAGAAAAGAAGAGAAAGCUGUUACUUGUUGCAGCUGAAAAGCACAACAAAUUAAUGAACGAGUGCCAGAAUGGCAGAGGUUUUGAUCGGCAUCUCCUUGGUUUGCUACUAAUUGCAAAAGAAGACGGGCUUCCAACUCCUGACCUAUACAGUGACACAGCCUUUACAAAAAGUGGUGGUGGUGGCAACUUUGUUCUUUCAACCAGCUUGGUGGGCUACACUAGAGUCCUCGGAUCUACGGUUCCCAUGGUUCAUCAUGGAUAUGGAUGCUUUUACCAGAUUAGAGAUGACAGGAUUUUGGCUGCCUGUAUCGCCUGGAAGUCGUGUCCCGAAACUGAUGCCGAGGUGCUCUUCGCAAACUUGCGCACAUCAAUGAAGGAGAUGCUACUGCUACUGACUGUCUCUCAACUGUAGGCAGAGUUAUUUCUAAAUGAGACAGUGCACAGAUCAAUGCAAAAUGAUACAAAAGCCGUAACAAUGCAGAUUCUUAAUAAUGUAGAUUGUUCAAAGAUAAAAUUGUUUGUUAAAGGUUUAUAUUUCAAAGUCAUUUUCCUGCUAAUUAUUGUAUAUACAGGGCAAGACGAAUUUUAGUUAUGAAUGAAAUUUUUUUUUUUAUUUCAGAAAUUCUUGUUCUGUAUUUGUAUUCUGUGGCGCUUCUUUUAUUUCAGCGUUAGUUUAGAAGAUCAUGCUGUGCUGUUUAGGAAAACGAUGAGUAAUUGAAAAGACAGGGAAGUGAGCUUAUAAGCGGUUGAUGUGGCUUCUCGAUUUGGUGUGAAUUUGCUCGCUGAUUCUUUUGUUAGAUUUAUGCUCAAUGUAUGCUUUGUAUGUUUUACUGAGGGGAGGAAGCACUACCUGUAAACCUCUUGAGUUGUGUUGCAUUCAUGUUACAUAAUUUAGAUAUUAAAUUGUAGUUUUUCAUUUCAUAUCCUUAAAUAGUUCAUAAAGAAUUUUUGCUGAUUUCUUUAGCUCUGCUGCACAUGAUAGCAGUGAGUGUUGUUAAUUAUGUGAAUUUUUAAAUUUUUUUUUAAUUUUACGGGAACAAAACACUUUCAGCUUAACUGUGUUUUUAAAGCACUUUUUUCUUUAAAAACGGUUGCCCUUUAAUUUAUCGAUCAUUCGUUUAUAGAUAUACCACAUUGCACUUAAAAAUAAGAACAUUUAAGCUUUAGUAACUGCUGAAUUUGUAGCAGUGUGCUUCAUUUUCAAACGUGGAUCAAAUAAAGACUCCACGAUUGUUAAAUUUGCAAAGAGCGUUAGCUUUUAGCCUGUUUAUUUAGCUCUUUAUGCACUUAUUAGUGAUUUGGACUUAGCAAAAUUUGCAGAGACUUCUAUGGAAUAUACACCUCGGAUCCUUUGAACCAAAGGUAUGACACGUGGACUGUGCAGCCUGAAAGACAUGCGUUAAUACUUCAGAUCUUUUUGAAACAAAAAAAAUUGGAGUAAUGAAUUAGACCGCAGGGGGUGCUUGUGCGCAAACAUCCAUCCAUUUCCUAAACCUGAUUAUCCAGAGCGAGGCAAGGACUGUUCUUGUAAGCGUUGGCGCAAAGCAGGAAUGAUCGCUGGACGUGGCACCAGCCCAUCACAGGGUGAACACACACUCACAUCAGGGGACAGUUUUAUGUCGCUUUUGCACCUCACCAGCAUUUCUUUGGACUGUGGGAGGAAACUGGAUCACCUGGUGGAAACGCAUGCCAUUCAGACCCUGGCAGGAAAACAUGCAAACGUCAUACAGGGAGCUGGCAGGAAGUGAAUCCUGGUCGCCUUGUUGCAGGACCGCAACACUACCCCUGUGUGCCACCCUGUGCGCAAACACCUUAACACAGAUAGUGAUGAGACGGUCAAAGAAAUUUAGUAAAAAGAGUUUAUUAACAAGAUAAAGACACAAGGAAGGGAAAUGUAAAAUUGAGAGUUAAAGCAAUAUAACCGAAAAACCCUGCUGCUCCACUGGGCCUGUCUGAUAUACCUUUGGUCUCUCUGAUGGCUUGCGUUGUGCACUUACCCACUUUGAAGCGCAGCAUAAACCUCCUCAGUUUUGCCAUUUUAUACCUUUUUAUCACUUUUGGUCUCUCGUUUUUACCACCAGCUGACUUGAAGCCCCCUUGUCUGCAGGUCAGAAGGUGCUUACUUUUAAACCCUGGCCAGGACCCUGCACUCUUAGUGUAUCAAAUUAAAAUUUAAAAAAAAGAUGUACUUCUGGGUUUCUCUUGGAGAUGCCUUUGAGCGUCAAGGCCAGCCUGUGGAACUCUUGAGGGUGUCCAUCUAGAACGCCCCUAAGGUAAAGGAAUAGGGAGCUCUCACGUCACCCAGCUGAAAAUUCUGUGUUGCCACGUAUUACUUAAACUUCACAAAUCUUUGAUAUACACACACACACACAUAUAACACACAUAUAUAUAUAUACCGUAUUUACUUGUGUACCACGCACCCUAGUGUAAGACGCAUACCCUAAUUUUUACAAAAAAAAAAAGUUUUGCCCUGUGUACGGCACGAGCAAGUGAGCGAGCGAGAGAGAGAGAGCGCGAGUGGGCAAGCAAG
Polypterus senegalus (gray bichir) is the source of this 4065-nucleotide messenger RNA. RefSeq names its product carnitine O-octanoyltransferase (gene crot). Gene Ontology annotation, cellular component: peroxisome. Gene Ontology annotation, molecular function: carnitine O-octanoyltransferase activity. The transcript is spliced from 17 exons. The record is from RefSeq and is a predicted model, not a curated record. NCBI's taxonomy places the organism in Eukaryota, Metazoa, Chordata, Cladistia, Polypteriformes, Polypteridae. Bases 109 to 1947 code for a protein of 612 amino acids.